AUGAUGUCAACGUUGAGAAGUUCAUUCAGUGCUCGUCAAGUGAGGUGUUUUUCUGCAAUUUUGGAGAAAACUUGCGUUCUCAAUCCACCUGAGCAUCACACGAUUGAGGACAAUUGGAGCAUGGCGAAGCCUUACGAAAGCAUUCCCGGACCGUCGGCUUUCAACAUGAUCAGGAGUUUCAUGCCAGGCGGAAGAUUCAGUUCGCUGCAAUUUUCAGAAGUUAGUCGCGCCUUGAGCGCCGAAUACGGGCCGAUUUUCAAGAUUAAAGGUGCUUUUGGACGGAAAGACGUGAUUGUCGUUGUGGAUCCGAAGGACUUUGAGACUGUCUUCAGGACUGAGGGCAGUUUUCCACGGCGAAAUGGAUUUGAGUGUCUCACUUACUACCGGAAGCACUACCGCAAGAACUUGUAUGCCGCCUCUUUGGGCUUGAUGAGUGAACAGGGCCAGGGAUGGUAUGAUCUUCGACAUCAAGUCAACGGCGUUAUGAUGAAGCCUCAAAGCGCGAGAAGAUACAUUUCAGUCAUUGACGAAGUCAGCAGUGAUUUUGUGAAGAAAUUGCACGACUUGAGGGACUUGAAUUUGGAAACACCGGGCAAUUUCUUCUUCCACCUGAAUAUCUGGGCAUUAGAAUCGAUCGCUCAUAUCACGAUGAAUAUGCGACUUGGACUUCUGAAUGAGACCAACAGAGAUAAGAAUAUAGAUCAACUCAUGGCAAACACUAAAACAUUCCUCCAAUUGCUAAACGAACUCGAUAUCCGACCUUCUGUAUGGAAAUUGUACAGUACACGAAAAUUCAAGCAAUUCGUUCAAGUCAAUGAUGAGAUUCAUGAUGUUCUAGAGAAAUUGGUGGAAAAAGGACUGAAAAAUUUGAAAGAAAACACUGAUAAAAGAGCAAAAAGCUCUCAAGAAAAAUGCGUUCUGGAAAGAUUAUCCGAGAUCAACAGAGACGUGGCAAUUAUAAUGGCAUUUGAUUCUCUUCUGGGUGGCGUUGAUACUACUUCUUCUGCUGUCUUCAAUCUCCUCUACAACUUGGCAACAAAUCAGGCGAAACAGGACAUUCUGAGGGAAGAAUUGCUGAAGAUUCUGCCUGAAAAGGACACGCCAUUGACGAAGGAAAACAUGAGCAAUAUGCCUUACUUGAGAGCCUGCGUGAAGGAAGCUCUAAGAGUGACUCCAGUGACAAUUGGAAAUAUUCGAUCCACCGGGAGAAAUAUUGUUCUGCAAGGCUAUCAAAUCCCUAAGGAAACUGACAUACUAAUGCACACUCAAGUUGUUCACUUGGACGAGAAGUACUAUUCAGAUUCGAAAUCCUUUCAUCCCGAGCGUUGGCUGAGAUCAGAGGACAAACGCGAGAACUACAAUCCCUUCACGUUUCUUCCUUUUGGCUUCGGGAGCAGAAUUUGCGUUGGACGCAGAUUUGCGGAACUCGAGAUUGAGUGUUUGGUGGCGAGAAUGGUGAGGAAAUAUCAUCUGGAGUGGAAUCAUCCGCCGCCAAAGAUCCGCUUCAUGGCCAUUAAUAUGCCUCACGGUGAUCUGAAGCUUCGCCUCCGAGAAACACUUGCCUAA
Phlebotomus argentipes is the source of this 1566-nucleotide messenger RNA. Its product is annotated as probable cytochrome P450 12b2, mitochondrial. Bases 1 to 1566 code for a protein of 521 amino acids. The transcript is spliced from 5 exons. NCBI's taxonomy places the organism in Eukaryota, Metazoa, Arthropoda, Insecta, Diptera, Psychodidae. The record is from RefSeq and is a predicted model, not a curated record. Gene Ontology annotation, molecular function: heme binding; monooxygenase activity; oxidoreductase activity, acting on paired donors, with incorporation or reduction of molecular oxygen.